GACAACUGCUGACCUUAUUUUUCCCUCCGAGAAAGAAAGAAAGAUCGGCGUGCCUUAAAUUCGCGGCUUCCUGUCUCAUCCGCCCUUCCAAGUUCCAAUUUAGUUACAUAAGCACCGACCUUGGAUCGUUGAUAAAUAUCCUUUUUAGGCCGCGUUCCCGGUUUUAUUUCCGUUUUCUGUCCUGUUCUGCUGCACUUUUCGUGUUGAAUUUGGUAGUCUUGGAGGUAUGGCGGUAAAACCAACUGUUGCAUUGAGGGCGAUACUUGUAGGAGGCGUAGCAGCUUUUGCAAAAAUAGCUGGGGCAAUGAAGGCUGCAGGGGGAGCUAAGAUGGGUGCAGCCGCGGCUGCCAUGACUGCCGCAGCAACUACAGCUAUGGCAGGAUCAAAACAGGACCAGAAAGAUGCUUCUCAAAGCACUGCCAAAUGAUAUCUACAAUUUUGUCUCUCUUUUGGCAGGACCUGAUGUUUUGUCUGAUGGAAACAUUAUGUAGCUUAGUUGCCUAUUCCCAGAUUUUCCUGGGAACAGAGAUGAUGUGUUGUACGUAUUUGCAAUUGUAGUCCUGAUAGGUAGUGAUGUAAUAAGCACUUAGAGGGAACAUUGUUUUCUUGCUCUAAGAAAUUCAGGUGUUAGAUUGUUUUCCAAUUUAGAAACAUCUGAAAGUAGUAAGGGCAGCAGGAGAUCUUAUUUUUAAUUUUCUGCCCGUCAUGUAUCAAAAAAAAUAUUGAGCAAUUAAAAGGCUUUGUUCGACACAUGUCCUCAGUGCAUGCAGAAUGUAAUUCACUUUGCUGCUUUUAUGUCUUCAUUAGUGUUUGUAUGGGAUCAUUGUAUUGAUACGUA
Molecule: messenger RNA, 838 nt
Organism: Neltuma alba
Lineage: Eukaryota; Viridiplantae; Streptophyta; Magnoliopsida; Fabales; Fabaceae
Exons: 2
Coding region: 227-427 (66 amino acids)
Source: RefSeq, a predicted model, not a curated record